AAUCCAGCAUGUUCAGAAGCGAACAGCCUGGCGGCUAGCAGCCGGUGACGUCACUGCACGCAUGGCCCAGUGAUUUCCCGGACUUCAACUCCCGUGAUGCCUAUCGGCAGAGACUCAUUCAAGUUCCUCUUGUACCACGAUAACUAGGGACGAACCCGCAGCGCGGUGGUUGGCGGAAAUGUAGCAGCCCUUGUACACUGUCUGACUGACUAGUAUGUCAUGGACCAUGGCCAGGAUGAAAGGAAGGAGAGAGUCUUGGCACACGCCCUCAGGCUCCUGUGUCUUCUGACCGGGCAGGAUUGUGUCCUGCUGAAGAGGUUUGGAGACUCUGUCAAACACCUCCGUAAGUCCGGAGGAGGGAGCAGGACCCAGAGCCCCAUCACGGAUUCCCCACCUCACUCACUGACACAUGAGAGAGACAAAGAGCAGAAGAUCCUGGAACUCACCAACAAGAUCAUUCAGCUGCUGACUGGAGAGGUUCCUAUAAGGUGUCAGGAUGUCACUGUCUAUCUCUCCAUGGAGGAGUGGGAGUAUUUAGAGGGACACAGGGAUCUGUACAAGGACGUCUUGAUGGAGAAUCACAGUCUCCACAAUUCAGCGGGUGACUUUGAUAUCCAUAGCUUCAUUAAUACAGCCUCAGUGCAUGGGGCUGACCCACCGAUGGAGAAAUACGGGAAUCAUGUGACAGAGAUCAUCUUAAAUCUCACAGUGGAGAUGAUUGAGCUGCUGUCUAGAGAGAAAUAUUUACUAAUAAGGACACCUGGUGACAAUGUGACACCCGGCAGCCAUCCUUGUGUGUCUGGAGGACUGAGCAGGACCCAGAGCCCCAUCACGGAGCCUCCACCUCACUCACUGAUACAUGAGAGAGACAAUGAGCAGAAGAUUCUGGAACUCACCAACAAGAUCAUUCAGCUGCUGACUGGAGAGGUUCCUAUAAGGUGUCAGGAUGUCACUGUCUAUCUCUCCAUGGAGGAGUGGGAGUAUAUAGAGAAACACGAGGAUCUAUACAAGGACGUCAUAAGAAGCCACCAACUCCUAGUGACACGUGAUGGAGCUCCCUCUGCUAACACCUGCGACACAUUUCCUACCUUGAUCGAUGGUGGAAAUCCAGAUCAUUGUGAUAAUGAUACUAAACCACAAGGGGUUUUAAGUAAACCUCGGAAUAUAAGGAAAAAGCAAAAGAGCUUUGUGAAGGAAGAAUCUGUGCCUUGUGAGCAGGGAACUCGCGCGUCCUCACAUCCAGCCGACAGAUGUAAACAGGAACAGAGCACAGCCAUUCGUACAGAAGGAAAAACGGAUGUGAGGGAUAGUUUUACCAAAGCACAUAGUGUGCAACGCAAAGAGGAGGAGGAGCAAGAGCGUAACAUAAAAUGUGCCAAUGAGGAGGAAGAGCGUAACCUAAAAUGUGCCAGUGAGGAGGAAGAGAGUAACAUAAACUGUGCCAGUGAGUCAUUAGCUGCAGAUCCUUGUGUAUCGCAAGGUACAGGUAAGGUAUAUAAAUGCUCAAUGUGUCAGAAGUGUUUCUCCAGUAACGCGGAAUAUCUUAGACAUCGGAAAACUCACAAGGUGCUGAAGUUGACCUGCUCCGAUUGUGGAAACCCGUUCAGUUCCAUAGUAGGGUUUGAAGCUUCCACAUCCAAAACUGGCAGAGCAGCCUGUGGGAAAUGCCUGUCGCUACAGUCCCGCCUCACCAAAGAUGUUGACGCCAAGAAGAAUCGAUUCUCCUGCACAGAGUGUGGAAAGCAUUUCGCUUCGAAGUCCUCCUGCGACAGACAUGCGAAGCGUCACUCAAAGAUGAAGGUCUACACAUGUGAUGAGUGCGGCAAAGGCUUUAGUAAUGCCGCCAACCACCUGAUUCACAUGAGAGUGCACACUGGCGAGAAGCCCUACAAGUGCACCGAAUGUGGCAAGUGUUUUGCACAGAACACAAAUCUCAUCGCACAUUACAGGAUACACACAGGAGAAAAGCCCUUUGCUUGCUCGGAGUGUGAAAAGAGCUUUAGGUAUAACUCCCACCUAAUCGCACAUAAGAGAUAUCACACAGGGCAGCUGUUGUCGUGUUCCGAGUGCGGGAAGUGUUUUACGUAUAACUCGCAUCUUGUUAUACAUCGGAGAAUUCAUGCAGGACUGAAACCAUUUGCCUGCUCCGAGUGUGACAAACGCUUCCACAGGAAAUGUCAGCUGACCCAGCAUAUGAUGAGACAUACAGACGAGCCGCCGUUUCAGUGUAAGGAGUGUAAUAAGUGCUUAAGGAACUUCUCCGAUUUUACCAGACAUCAGAAGAUUCACACGGGUGAGAAGGCUUUCCAGUGUUCUGAGUGUGGAAAAUCUUUCACCCGCGCCACAGGGCUGGCUGAACAUCAGAUGAUACAUACCGGCGAGAAACCGUAUUCAUGCCCAGAGUGCGGAAAAUGUUUUAUCAAUUGUACUCUUCUAGGCAAGCACAGAAGGACCCAUAGCUGUAAGAAGUCCUAAGGUUUUUAGUAGACAUUUGUCACUUUGCAACAGAAUCUCUCAAAACUCUCCUGUAAAGUUUUUAUGUGUGUUAUGAAAAUACAAAUAAAAAUGUUUCAAAGAGUGUUGUCACAAUGA
Molecule: messenger RNA, 2592 nt
Organism: Pseudophryne corroboree (corroboree frog)
Lineage: Eukaryota; Metazoa; Chordata; Amphibia; Anura; Myobatrachidae
Product: zinc finger protein 26-like
Exons: 8
Coding region: 220-2475 (751 amino acids)
Biological process (GO): regulation of transcription by RNA polymerase II
Molecular function (GO): RNA polymerase II cis-regulatory region sequence-specific DNA binding; DNA-binding transcription factor activity
Source: RefSeq, a predicted model, not a curated record